ACUAAGAAAAGACAGGUGUGUCUAGGCCCGUAAAAGUUACAAACAGCGCUUAUUCCGAUUUUACGUUUGAACCGGAUCGUCGAAAGUGCUUGCAUUUAAUUAAGAUGUAUUGAAAGAAUACUACCAGUUUGCUAUAUAGGAAUAAUAGUUUGUGAUUCAUUACAAGUUAUAUUUCUGUUGUGUGCCCCAGAACAAAACGUCUAGUUUAUUUGUGUUGUGUUAAUUAUAAUGAUAUCUGAUCGAGGGUAAUGUCUAUAAAUUGUCGUAUAGCGUUUUUUAAAUGCAGUUUAGACUAUGGCAAAGUGGCUGAAAGCCUGGCGUCAUCUAUAUAUAAUCCCAGUGUUGUUAUAUAUAAUUCCACAUAUUGCAGCUCUUCAAGAUAAUCGUUGCUUUUUGGAAAAUGGAGCGUCAUCGGAGACUUUUUUCGUGUCCGAAGAUUUGCCGGUGGGAGAAAUAAUUGGACGCGUUAGAGUUGUUGGGGACCCUGGAGCACAUUUGGGUACUAUCGCUUUACGUCUUAAAGAGCCAGAUAGUCCUGUAGCUAUUGCACAAAAUUCGAAAAACUUGACGCUCACUCGUCCUCUAGAUAAAGAGGGAGUUAGUGGACCGUCGUCGGUUUUUGUAAACUUGAUUUGUGAACGGCUAGGAACACUGGAUCCUGGCUUUGUCAUACCCAUUAAUAUUAGGGUCACUGAUGCCAAUGAUAAUUCUCCCGUUUUCAUUAAUGCUCCCUAUAUAUUGAAUAUAUCAGAAGUGACAGUGAUCGGAACCAGAGUUCUACAAGGUGUUCAUGCCGUUGAUAACGAUCAACAGGGUCCCUUCUCCAGUGUAAAAUAUUCAGUUCUUAAAGGACCGUAUUCCGAUUAUUUCGAAUUUGAGAACGAAUUAGAAGGAACGCUAGUUUUGAAGAAACCUUUGGAUUAUGAAACCUUAAAAAUGUUUGAUGUCCAGAUCAGAGCACAAGAUCAUGGUGAUCCACCAAAAACUGCAGAUACAACUUUAACAGUUCAUGUUAUAGAUGCUGAUGACCAAAAUCCAAGGUUUUUAGACGACAGAUACACAGCAGAAGUACCGGAACCCCCAAUAAAAGGUUCAUCAUUAAUUAUUAAGCCAAGAGACAUUCGAGCAUUCGAUCGAGACGAGGGUAUUGGAGCACCGAUAUAUUACACAUGGAAUAAUGUUGAAAGAGAAUAUGCGUUUUUUCGCUUAGAUCGACAAACUGGCAGAGUUUACUUGAACAAAAAUUUAAAUGAAGGUGAUAUUGAAAGUCCAGCAAUCUUAGUCAUCAGAGCUACCCAGGAAGACAAUCCCGACAGGUAUGCCUUGGCGACUUUAACAGUAAAUCGCCAUCAUUCAUCAAAAGGCAUAAAAUUUAUACAUCCAAUAUUUAAUUUUCGUGUGUCCGAAUCUGCGAUGCCUGGAACAUUGAUCGCCACACUUUCCAACAAUAAACCUGGACAUCAUUUGAAAUAUUUCGUGUCCGACCAAAAUAUUUUGAAGACUUUUGCUCUUAAUACUUUGGGUGAAUUGACGCUUAAGGAAAAGCUUGAUUAUGAGACCAAACAAGAAUAUUUAUUCAAAGUUUUUGCAACUGAUGGAAAAACGAACGACUCUAGCGUAGUAAAUGUUACAGUGGAUAAUGUAAACGAAUGGGAACCCCGAUUUCGAUACAACCACUACGAAUUUGUUGUGGACGCAAAUGGAGGAGUUCACAAUUUAGUUGGAAAAGUAGAAGCUGCUGAUGGAGACCGAGGAGACCGUUUAACUUUAUCUCUCAGUGGCCCGGAUUCUCAUCUAUUUUUCAUUACCCCUAACGGCGAAAUUAGAUCAAGGGAUAUUAAAGGCUUACAAGAGAAGACAGCAUCCUUUACCGUUACAGCGACAGACAGUGGUACUCCACCAAAGAGAGCCAGUGUUCCUGUCACAGUUCAUUUUUCUACAGAUGGUGACUUAUCUAUAGAAAUGGACGCAGCUAAAUCAUUCCCUAGUGCUCCGGUCCUAUUAGCCAGUCUUGGUACUGUGCUAUUACUAUUGAGUUUUGUCGUAGCUCUCUUAGUAGCUUACAUUUGCAAAGUGAGACGGAACGAAUAUCAGAGCGCGCCUGAUACAAAGUCACAGCAAAAGCGAGAAGUAAGCAAUCCUGUAUUUGGAGGAGAAAAAACUCGUGAGGAUACAGUUGCUGCUUUGGAAGGCAUUUCUAGCGAAACAAAACCCAGAAUACCCAGCUCCAAAAUACAUCCAGCUCCCCAACCUCCACUUUGGCCGACAGCAACUUCGCGGGUUAAAAAAUUAAGUUGGGACGAUAAUAAGACUGAAACCGGCAGUACAGAAAAUCUAAAUGACUUAGAUUCUAUACCUAAGGUGUUAGAAAGUGGAAAUUUAACAGUGUAUUUCUGAUAUUUUUGUACAAAAUAAAAUAAUAUAAUUAAAAAUGG
This is a messenger RNA of Sitophilus oryzae (rice weevil), 2435 nucleotides long. It is a transcript of the gene Cad96Cb, whose product is annotated as cadherin-89D. The transcript has 11 exons. Lineage: Eukaryota; Metazoa; Arthropoda; Insecta; Coleoptera; Curculionidae. The coding region runs from base 295 to 2397 and encodes 700 amino acids. Gene Ontology annotation, molecular function: calcium ion binding. Gene Ontology annotation, biological process: homophilic cell-cell adhesion. The record is from RefSeq and is a predicted model, not a curated record. Gene Ontology annotation, cellular component: plasma membrane; cell-cell junction.